GCGUUACCAUGGGUAGCAACUGCUGUAAGGCGGACUCCGGUCGAGUUGUACGGGGCUCGUCGAUAUACACCAGGUAUCUGGUACUAAUACUACAAGAGUUGUUCGGGGUGGUUUGGGUGCUCAGAAUAUCGAGCAGAGCGGGAGCGUCCCUAGAUUCACGCUUCACCGUAUCUGAGGGCGCGGGGGGCGUGCGGCUGACCGUCACCGCGGCGCGAGAGCAGGACGGUGGCAUCUACACUCUGCAGGCCAGCAAUGCAGCUGGCAGGGACACAGCCCGCGUCCGUCUCGAGGUGUCCAACGAGACGAGCGGAGACGACCCGCCCUCGUUCGUGCGGAGGCUGCAGGACCUCACAGUGAAAGUUGGCACCAGGACGAGAUUCCUCGUCGAGAUCCUCAGCUCCACUGACUGCAAAGUAACAUGGUACCGCAACGAACGCCGCCUACUCGAAGCGGAGCGGGUAUCUCUCGUGCGCGACGGAAACUUUUGGUGCUGCGACGUUGCUUGUGUCAGCGUGGACGAUGCUGGACGCUGGACGUGCGCGGCCGAGAACAGAGGCGGGCGGGCGAGCUGCGCGGCGCAUCUCAAUGUGCUGGUGCCCAAAGCCUACAAGCGACCGGAGUUCGUGGAGGAGCUACGGGCCAUCCUGACUGAACAAGGGACUGUGUCAUUAGAGUGUAAGGUGGUCGGCGUGCCUACACCGGUUCUGAGGUGGUUUAAGGAUAGCCGAGAAAUCAAAGCGGGCGAUGUGUUCGCGCUAACAGCAAGCGCAGAAGACCCCACAUCGCUCGGCACAUACACUUGCGAAGCCGUCAACUGCAUGGGCAGAGCCUACUCUUCAUCCAAAGUGCACGUCACAAGAGGCCGCGAUGAAUCGAGACCGAGUUCAGCCGUGACCCCCGAGCCGCCUCCGAUCUUCACCAAAGAGCUUGAAGACCAGUUCGUCAAGAUCUGCGAACACCUUACACUUAAUUGUCACAUCGUCGUACCACCUUGGCCGAGGAGCGUCGUCUGGUAUAACAAAGAGGGCAAAAUUGAGGCUGGAGAUAGGUACCAUGUAACAGAGGACGGUGUAGGCGGCUACCUGCUAGAAGUACAGUCAGCGGAGUGGCCCGAUGAGGGCGAGUGGAAGUGCGUGGCCACCUCGGCAGGGGGCAGGGUCGGCAUAUCCACCUGCCAUGUCGUCAUGGAAGUCCCGAAGAACUAUCGAAAGCCACGUUUCAUGGAGAACCUUCAGGCGGUGCUCACGGACGAGGGUCUGGUCUCCUUUGAGUGCAAGGUGGUCGGAUUCCCAACCCCAGUGCUGAGCUGGUUCAAGGAUGGCCAGGAGUUAAAGCCAGGAGAUGUUUACCAACUGACAGGCACCAACUCCCUAGGCUCGUACUGCUGCAUCGCCCGCAACUGCAUGGGUCAGGCCAGCAGCUCGGCCGAGCUGACAGUAGAAGACAUCCAAAACCAGCUGAACGAGGAGGAGAAACUCCAGCUGUUCACGAAACACCAGGCGCCCAAGUUCGUCCAGGGCUUGCAGAGUGCUGAGGCGCGGAUUGACGAGCCAUUCCAUUUUACUAUUAAAGUUGCCAUUCCACCCGAGCCGACGGUCCUGUGGUACCGAGACGACCAGCCAGUGGACGACUCCCCCCGCUGCCACCUCGCCAAGGAGGACCGAGGCAUCUUCAACCUCGACAUCAAGAACUUGGAGUUCCUCGACCAGGCCGAAUGGAAGUGCGUCGCCAUGAAUGAAUUCGGCCACAGCGUCACCUCCUGCUUCCUUAAACUGAUCAUCCCUAGACACUUUAAGAAACCAAGGUUCUUGGAGAACCUUCAGGCUAUUCUCUCUGAGGAAGGCGCUGUGAACUUAGAGUGCAAGGUUAUUGGUGUACCGCAACCUGUCCUCAAGUGGUAUAAGGACGGUGAAGAGCUCAAGCCUGGGGAUAUACACAGAAUCAUAUCUGGACAGGAUGGUACUUGUUGCCUAGGAACAUACACUUGUGAAGCGCAGAAUUGUAUGGGAAUCGCCGCCAGCUCCGCCUCGCUUCUCGGCUUUGACGACUCAAUGAAGGCCAAGAAGAAAAUAGCAGACGAACAAGCAUUGCAAAGAAAUUUGUCGCUUAGUACGAUACACGAAGAACGAACGUCGCAGAUGUACGAUACCCCGGUGGGAGAUAUAACUCUUGACGAUAAAGGAGAGAUUUCAUUUUCCUUUGAUGGAAAAGAAGUCUCUGUAUCGUUGUAUGAGACCCCGGAUUUAACCGAAGAAGAAGCACUUCAAAUAGUCGAGAUGUAUGCUGAUCAGCUAUCCGAGAAUGUUACUGAACAUAACGUAGUUGAGCUGCCACCGCUUAGGUUUGUUAAAGAAACAUCAACUUCAGGCAAUCUGCUCAUGGAAGCUAUCAUAAUUGAUGUGUCUCCAGAAUAUUUUGCAUCGCCUGAAGAAGAUUUAAGAACGGAAGCCGAUGUAGAAGAUAUUUCAAUAGCAGAUGAAAAUGGCGUACCUCAACUAUCAUUAGACACAGAUUUAGGCGAAGACUAUUUAGAAAAAACUAUGGCUCUAUUAUCGGAUGAAAAGUCUGAUAUGCCUAAAAAGGUAGCUAGGAAGAAGUCAGAUUCUCUUAGAAGUGGAGAAGAUUUCUUUAGUUUAUCUCGAGAACAAUCAAUCUCUGAAGAAAAAAGAGAUGACGAUACGCAAGUUAUGUCUGAAAGUGAUUUGGCUAGUUUUGCCAGCGCCCGAAGUUACGGUAAACAUAAAUCUAAAUCUUCUCGACGAUCAAUUGAUGAUGGUAGAGAAUCGUCAGAAACGAAGACAAUUCUUCAUAAAGUUGAUGUAGAAGAGGUUAGGGAAGUUAAAUCUGAAAUUAAAGAAAUCAAGACCGAAAUACAAGAAACUGAACAGAAAAGAGCUGAGACGGAAACCCCUGUAAUUAAGCCAAAGCGAGAACGGCGAAGCAGUCGGGGUUCUCGACGCUCUAGCUCAGGUAGUGAGAAGUCUUAUAGCAAGGCUAGAGAAGAGCUGUUACAAGUAAGAACAGAGGUAGAGCCCAAACCUAAAAUGACGGAUGAAGAAUUCAAGAGCCAAGUAACUGAAGUUAGUUCAACAAUAUCUAAAGUUAUUAAUGAUGUACAAAUCAUUGAACGAGAUAUAAUAUUGAAAUCAGAGUUAAUGUCAUCUGCUGCUACAGCUUCAAGAAGUUUAGAAAUCAUAAGCAGUCUGAUCACCCCCCUAUCUGAAAUACACAGUAUAUCAGAGGCUGCCAAGGAAUCUCUACAAGCUAAAGAGGUUACUACUAUAUUCAACAAUCUUCCUCAAUCGAUGAAAGCUUUACAACAAUCCCUAACAAUAGUUGAAAAAUGUAUCGAUAUGGAAGGCGAAAACAAGACUCUUGUAAAGAAAACAUGUGUGGCAUUUAUAGAGACGUGUGGAAACGAAAUUCAGAAAGUUAUGUCGGAUAUUAACUCCGUCACCUUGACAGACUAUCUACAGGCAGACGAAAGCGUAAUAAGAGAAAUUCAAACUUUAACAAAAGAAAUGACAAACGUUAUAAAGUAUUCAUCAGAUACUAUUAAAACAAGAAACCUGUUGAGCGAAGCAAGUGAAAUAAAGACGGAAGAAACAUCAAUAGAUGCAAAGCACCUUAAGGACACUCAAAAAGCUGUGUUUGAGUUAAGAAGUCCCGUUAACUCCUUGCUUUGCAUAGCUGAGAGUGCAGAAAGUGGAAAAAUGAUAGAUGUAACGAAAAUAAAAAAUAGCGAAGUAAUACUUAAUGACAUGUCUGCCUCGAUACAAGACUUACAAGUAGCUUUAGAGCAGAUAGAGUCACUGUCAGUAAAAGAAUCAACGACCUCAUUAAACAAGUACAAUACGGAAAUAAUUGAAACAGUUAUGGAUUCCGUUCUAAAACUGAGGAUGUCAUUUGAACAAUUGUCAACGGAAACAAGAAGUGAAGACGAUAAGCUAGUUUUGAAACAGGCUUUAACAUCUAUAACACAGAAUUUAAGUGAGAUUUCAACACACAUUGAUAAAAUAGAGAGUAAUGUUGGAAGAUUCGAUAUCCUACAAAGCGACAAUAAACUGGAAGUCUUACAAAAAAUGGCUCAAAUACUUAUAGCGUUAGAAAAUAAUUUACCUCGUCUUGAAUCUUUACCAGAUGUCAAGCUACAUUUGGACGUAUUCCAUAAAAACCUUACGAAAGCUUUGGAAAAUGUGAUUGAAAGUAAUGAAGCUAAGAAAUAUUUCGCCUUGACAGAAAUAUGUGAUGUUGUUAACAGAGUAAACGCAGCCAUCAAAACUAUAGAUUCGGACAGCAUAUUGUCUUUGGCAAGUCUUAAUAAUACGAUGGGGAUAGUCCAAGAUCACUUUAUUAAUAAUAUAUUUGAUUCCGAGCUGAAUUGUGCUAUAUUGAGCAAUAUCAGCGAUGUAUUGGUAAAUAUACAAGAAGCUAUUAAUCAAGCUGAUGAAAUCAGCUUACACAUUGACUCGGAGCACAUUAUUACACAAGAUAUUUUGUCAUACGAAACUGGUAAAGCCGUUGUUGCUUUAGAGCGUAUAGAACACACCAUAGCAGCUGUAAAUAAAGUUAAAUCUCUUGAAUGUGAAAAAGAACUAAAAGACGCCAUUACACCAGUUCUAGAAAAUGUAUGUCCAGUUUUAGAAGAGCUUAAGCGAAGUGUAGCAUCAAUAGUUUCAGGACGAGUUGAACAGCAUGAAAAUGUUUCUGAGAUGUCUGAUGUGCAGUCAGUAGCGCAGACUAUAGCCUCGUCUCUUUGUGAACUAAAUGAAAAUAUUAUGGUUAUAAAUCAAACAAUAGUAGAACAUAUUGAGAGCUUGAAAGAAAACAGUGAAGUCUUUGUAACAGUAGCAGAACCACUACACGAAUUGUACACAACACUUGAGACAUUACAACAAGUUGUUAUAUCACAAUACGGAGAAGAUGUGACGCCAUAUGAAGUAAGUGUGAAUAUGGCAAAUGCUGUACAAAAUCUUCACAGCUGUAUUGUAAUGAUUCGCGAACAAGGUGGCAUAGAAAUUGCUGACGAAAUGUCGACUCUAGAAGACAUAUCGGGCAUAAAAACAACUGCUGAUACUUUACCUUCAGACCGGUUAGUAUUACCUGAAGCUGCAGAAACAACCGCUGAGCAUGUAGUUAGUUCUUUACACCAAGACAUUGCACCAUCUGCUACAGCUCAAGCAUUACAGUCUUUAAAUGAUCACAUCACAGUUUUACAGAAUCCUGAUGUUAUUGAUGCUUUAGACACAUUAUCUGAAGUUAGCGAUUACUCAAGCUUAAAAUCUGUUGCGUUAGGAUUAGGAGAGCUUCAUUCUGGCAUACAAGAGAUCUUGCAUCCCUUUAUUUUGGAGACUUCGGAUGAAAUGGCUCAUUUAAAUACGUCGAAGUUAUUGGCCAUUGCAGAACCUAUGCAAGACUUACAGCAAUGUUUGUCUGUACUAGAUGUUACUAAUAUACCAAUAUACGAACACAUUCUUGAAAUGGCAUCAGACAAAAUACAUUCCGUUUUUCAAAGUAUCGCAGAAUUCAAAGAAAAUCUCGAUAAAUGUAUUCAUGCUGUAUUCCCUGCAAUGGAGACUGCCGAUAAAACGAUUGAAAUAUCAAACAAGGUAGAAAGUUUACGCGCUGUAUGUGAGCAUCUGAAGGAUAUAAUUGAAAAUACCAAGUCUAUAUCAACUGAAGCACCAGUUAAACAAGAGGUUAUUGCUCUUGGAGAGACAGUAAACAACUUACUAGAUGCGACAGAUGUGUCUAAGGGAAUAAAGAUAGAACAAGUCAAAUCAGUUACUCAAGAACUGUACGAAAAUGUGAUUAACGUACAAGAGGAACUCAUUCAGUUUACACCUCAGGCGCCAGAAAAAUUAGCCCAGGAAGCAAACCUGAUACAAGUUAUAGAUAAAGUUGAACGAAACAUAGCUGUUUUAGAAGAAUAUGAUUUUGUUGAUUUGUCAAGAGCUUCCGAUAUGUCGUGCGCUUCUCCCCAGAUAGCUCUUGAGAUAGAAACAGAUGCUCUGAUACAAAUGGAUGAUGUAGUGCAAUGUGCUGUCGGUAUUAUUCAAGAUUCAAGUAAUGAAACACCCGUAGCCGAUUUGAUGAUGGUAGAAGACUUCUUCAAAAACUGUAAAAAUGAGUUUGCUCUGCUUCGGUGUUUAUUGACCAAAAAGCUGAGCCAUAAGAGGAUCAUACGGCUAUUGCAGGAAUUUAAUGCUUUGAAACAAACUAUCAACGAUUUCAAAGUGAAGCAAAGUGAACUCCACCUAGCUGAAGAUAUUAGUAAAUCUCUUAAUACAUUUUUUGGCUAUUGCAAUGAAUGCCUGACCAGCGUUCAAGACUCACUCAUUAAGAUUGUUGAUUCGCAAUCUGAUUUACUUUUCAGGGCGCCUAUUACUAAGCUUGAUGCUACAAAAGAGGUUCUGAGUGAAAUUCUUGCAAGCAGUAAAUUUACACCUUUAGAAGAUGUGGCCCAACGGUUUGUCAAUAUCAUAGAGAUUGCAAAGCCGUGUCUGCAGAGAGUCGAAACUGUCAUCCAUGAAGAAAUUAAAUUUAAUGCAAUAGUUGUUGAAGAUAAGGCCUUACUGGCGGCGAUGGACGAUGCAGAAACAUUUAUAGAAGAACAAAUACUAACCAAGUCUGAGCUCACAGUAGAGUCUAGAAAAAUAUUACAAAAAGUUUUAGACUGCAUUCAGAAACACCACGAUUAUAAGGAUGCCACAGGCACUGGUAAAACGCUCAUACUCCUUAAGUGUCUCGCUGAGUGUUCUGAUAUUUUGCAAGAAAAUAUGUCGGAAUCCAAACUAGAAAUAAUAGAACGCAAAUUCGAAGAUACAGCUUUAAAAAAUGUGCUAGCAGAAAUGUUGGCUCCUCUUCAAGCAUUGCAUCAUCAACUCCUGAAUAUACAAGAGCAAGUAUCAACUGUAAUGGAAGAUGAAGUGGUGUCAGUUGAUCUGACCUCAACAGAAUCAUUUGCACAAGCUAUGUGUGAAAUACAACAAGAUAUGAAACAGUUAGAACAGCACGUAUCAGAGGGCACUGUAGUUGAUAGCGCUGAAAAGACAAUGAUACUGGAACUGGAUAAAGAAAUUCAUACAAUACAAGACAGUAUAAUGUCCAUUGAAAAUGUUACAAGUGAAGACAAGGAAAAGGUUUCCAAGCCGAUGGCGGAAAUAGAAAAAUCUUUGAAAACAUUGCUGGAGACGGAGAGUAAGGCAGCGGCAAAAGAUAAGACUCCUGACUUGGUGCAAAGUGUCGACAAUUGUAUCGAACUCAUUGAAAUUGUUGAAGAAAUAUCAACCAUCAUGAAAAUUGAUAAUGUUACUGAAUCUGCAAAACUUGCUCAAGAAUUACGUGAAAGUGUAGUCAAUAGUCAAGUUGAACAAAUGGAUGCCACGAAGGAGCUUAGUGAAGAAAGUAAAGAGAUAAGUAUGCAACAAGCUAGUAUAGCUAUGCAAUUAAAAGAUGCACUCACAUCUAUUCAAUUGCAAGUUAUAGAGAGUACAAAGGAGUUAGAGCCUGAGCUUAAAAAUCAGGUUGUACUGCGAAUCGAGCAAGCUGCUGAACAGUUACAAAAUUUAGUCACACUAGCAGAAGUUAAGGCCGAGGAACCGAAACAAAUCGAAGUUUCUGUCGAAUCAAUGAAAACUGACACAAAGACAAGAGAAGGUAAACUUCCAGUCGAACAAAGUCAAACAAAAGUUACUGAAGAUUUAAAAACUGAGACGGCUAUGGUUUCUGAAAUAAAACAAUUAGAUGAAGCUAAAGGAAUUGACGAAGUUAUUAGGGAACAAGUACACAUUGAAAAAGCUCGUCAAGUUAAAGAAGAUACAAACGAAGUACUGGAAAAGACCCAAGUGGCAGAUGAACUAGAGGUAUCUCAAAAAUUGGACGCUGCAAAAGAAAUUAAACCAGUGCCAUUGAUUGGUGAGACUUUCGACAUUAUAACGAUAGAACAACUUUCAACAAUUGAAACUUGCGUUUCAAUUAUUGUUGAGGGUAAAACUGACCCACUUGUUACAGAGGCUGAGAAAGCUAAAUUAGUUGAGGAAGAAAAAGAAGCAGCUGCCUUAAAAGAAAAGAAAACGGUGGUAUCUGCAGUUGACCUUGUGCAACGCAUUGAUGAAUAUCUUACUCAAGAUUUGGAAAAAACUGAUCUAGUCGGUGACAUUAAUGUAAAAACUAAAAUCGUUAACGUAGCUAACGAUUUGCGUAAAACUCUAAGUAUGGCUAAAACAAGUGAGCAAGUGGUACUUAUGCAAGAACUACAUGAUUUAGUUAUCAAACAAACUGAACAUGUAUCGGCGUCAAUAACUGACGUCAGUGAGCAGUCAUGUAAUGCUACAAUACGUUUAUGUGAAACUCUAGCUAGUGUAAUAAAUUCAUUCCAAAAAGAUAUUGAAAAAGAAGAAAGUAUUCCCGUUGCAGACCUUGUACAACGCAUCGAUGAAUAUCUCACUCAAGAUUUGGAAAAAACCGAUCUAGCCGGUGAAAUUAAUGAAAAAACUAAAAUCGUUAACGUAGCUAACGAGUUGCGUGAAACUCUAAAUAUUGCUGAAUCCAGUGAACAACUGGAACUAAUGAAAGAACUACAUGAUUUAGUUAUAAAACAAACUGAACAUGUAUUGGCGUCAAUAACUGACGUCAGUGAGCAAUCAUCUAAUGCUACAAUACGUUUAUGUGAAACUUUAGCUAGUGUAAUAAAUUUAUGUCAACAAGAUAUUGUAAAAGAAGAAGAAAUAACCGAUUUAACUAAGGAAGAAGAAGAUUUAAGUAAAGAAAUUGGCAAGGAAGUAGAAGAAAGUAUUCUAGAAGAAAUAACUAAAGAUACGGCCCAAGAAGAAGAGCUAUGUAAGAAAUCGGGCAUUGAAAAAAUUGACCAAAGCCAACAAAUGGUCAUUGAUGAACAUAAAAUCGACGUAACUGUAGUCGAUCAGGAACAUAAAAUCAAAGAAGUUGAGGAAAUGGUAAAACCAGAACAAGGUCAAAUUACUGAAUCUCACGCAGCUGAAGUAAGCUUAAUGGAGCCGCCUAUUGAAACACAUGAGCUUGUAUCACCAGAAUUUGCAUCAGAACAAUUGACUGUAACUGUUGAUUCGGAACAAAAUAAAUUUGAAAGCACUGGUGAAAAAGUUAUCACUGUUGUAGAUGACAAGGAAGUCAUCCAGCCAGAGGAAUCUUCUGAAACAAGUACUUCCUUCAUUGAAUUACAGGAAAUUGCGCCUAAAAUAAUUGAGGAAAAAGAACAGGUUUUAGCAGAAUCACUGAAACUAGAAACAUCGAUGAGCAACCAAAAAGAACAGAAAGAAAUAACUUCAGUCAAGCAAAUCGAAGACGACUCCCAAGAACUCGGUGCUAUUUCCACAGGUGAACCUAUUCCAGAAGUGCAAGAAGCCAUUUCAACUCCUGUAGAAGUGGAAAACGAUAAAGUAAUAGCUUCUAAAGUUGCAGAAAUUUCAGAAGUUGCUCCUGAUGAAGUACAUGAUAUGGAAACUAGACAAGUUGAAAAGCCGCAAACUAUUGAGCCUCUAGAAGUAACUGAAGUAGGCCUCGAGAAACCUGAUGUAAUAGAAGCCCGUGAAGUUGAUACAAGCAUUUUGCAAAAACACCUAGCAUCGGAACAAACCAUACAAGAUCUGAAUGUAUCUACUGUUGAAGAUAAUCAAGCGCUAGCAACGUCCAUAGAGACACUAGUAACACACUUAGAUGAAUUCAUAACCGAAAGUUGUAAGACUGUCGAUAUCUUCGUUAUGAAUAAAGAAUUGGAAGAAUCUUUAUCACUCGCAAAAUCAUUGGAAGAUGAUCUCAAAGAUAAGAACAAAAAGGAAGUAUUUAAAGAAAUAGGCGAACAACAGAUCAAGUUAUCCAUUGAACUAAAAGAGGCCCUGAACCGAAUAGAAAUUGCUGUACUUGAGAAUGUUGGAGAUGUAGUAAAUACAGAGGAAUUAAUUAAAAAAGUAGCCGAAGUUACUGACGUUUUAAGAUCUGAUUUGGACGGUAUUAUUAAAGUAUCACAAAUAGCUAUACAACAUACUGAGACGAAUGGAAAUGAGCAAGCCGUGCCUCAUACUGGAGAAGAAAGUAAAAUGCAUAAAGAAUUUGUGGCUGACAGUGCAUCUGCCGAACAUUCAGUUGUGAAUGUACUAGAACUGACAGUUGACACUGAUGAACCUGUAGUAGAUGCUUGUGAAAGCAAAAUCAAACCUGAAGAUUCGCCUGAAAAGACAAAAGAUUCUCAAAGGGAAGAAAAAUCGGCAGAUAUUCAUACAACUGCAUUACAAAAAGAAAUGGCAAAGGAUUUCGAAACCAAAGAAAUAGCUAUACCUAAUUUCGAAACGUUUAUGCAACACAUUAACGAGUAUGUGUCUGAAAACGUGUCAGACAUUUUACAUACAUUAUCCAAUAUUGUACAAAGCGAGGCGAUGACACAAUCCAUAACAAUCGCUAAAGAAGUGCAGGAAAAUUUCCAUAAUAUUGAAAAUAUUCAAGAUUUAGAUAGGAAAACUGUAGAAAAAAUAGAAAUUCUUCAUAAACUCCAAAAUGCAUUAGUAGUUUUACAAGUUUACACUAAUGAUGCCACGGAAGAUCUGAAAUCGAAUCUUGGAGAGGGUUUAUCUGAUUUGGCUAAAUUAGCAACACACCUCAGCGCUGAUUUAGAAUCGGUACUAUCUCAAGCCAAAUUAGUUUUAUCUGAAACAAAUACAGAUAAUUCUACCCCAACGCAUGUAGUUGACAAAUUUUCAGGAGAAACUACAUCAAUAGAUUCUACUGAAAAACAAACUUCUAAAGAUAUUCAUCAGUCUGAUAAGUUAGAUAAAAAAGACUUAUCGGAACAACUCAAUUCUCAAGAUCAGCCCAAAUCUGAUCAACCCAUACUCGAAGUCCCCAACAUUUCUGAAAACGAAACUGCAAGUGAAGCUAAAAGCUUAGAUCAAGUAGCGUCACUAGAAUUAUUAACAACAUCAGUAGGUGAAGCAACAGAAAGACUGGCGGCCAUAUUGACACAAUCAAUCAGGGACGAAGAAGUACAAAAACUCCAAGAUCAAGACGUAAACCAGCCAAUUGAAAGUAUAGAAUGCGUGAAUGAUACAAAUCUUAGUGCCAUUACCUAUCAAAUCCAGGAAGAAAAUGUAACCACUGCAGUAAAGACGGAGGAUAUGAAAGAUGAAACAACUGAAACUAAAGUGAAAAUGCCAAUUGAAACACUUUUGCAACACCUCAAUGAAUACACAACCGAAAUAACACACACACUACAAUCUAUACCACUUGAUACUGAAAUCGUCGAUGAAUCGUUACAUUCGGCAUAUGAUUUGAUCAUGAUUAUUUCGGAUAUCGAUGCUGUUGAAGAAGAUCAUGGUAAAUAUUGUGAACUGACUGACAUGAAAGCUGGUCAAGAUAAACAAGUCCCUUUUGUAACAGAACAUGUGGAUGGAGAUAAUGAAAAUAAAGUAACUGUUACAAAUGUCGAAGUAGUAAAACUACAAAAAGACCAAACUGACGUUUUAGAACAGACUAAAAGUAUUGUUGCCAAAAAUACUGCAGAUAUAAUAAAACUUGCUACGAAACUUCAAACGGGUUUGAGUGUCAUCGAAACAUAUGUCCUAGAAAAUAUCGCAGGGAAGCCUAAUUUGCAAAAAUUAACUGCUGUCGUAACAAAUUUAAAGUUGGAUUUAGAAAAUCUUGAACUUACAUCUAUUACAAAAGAACAAAUAGAUAAAAACGCUAAAACUUCGAUGACAGUGGAGAAUAUUAAUAAAGCGUCAGAAUUGUUGUCAGAAGUGAAUAUUAAAUUAGAAAAAAGUCAAAUAAGCCAAGUUAAGGAAACAGAUACUGAUACUGAUUUUUCCGUUGUUUUGGAUAAAAAAGAUAAACCCUUAUCUGAAGCGAACGUGCAUAAAUGCAUUAGUGUUAAAGCUGAUGAAAACAUUGAAAAUAAAACAAUAGGAGAUAAUCAAUAUUGCGAAGAAGAAGUUACAAAGGUUACACUUGAUUUAGAUUCUGCCGCAGACUUAUUCGAAGAUGCUACUGUCAUAGAAACUCCUACCCUAUUAGAAUCAAUUGUUGAUAAAAAAGAUGGUACUAUUGAAACGCCUGUGGCAUUGGACACUACUUCAGAUUUAUUUGAAGAUGCUAUUUCUAUAGAAUCACCAACAGUAUUGGAAACUUUAGUCAAAAAAGAUGAGGUCAUUAUUGAAACUCCAACCAUUUUGGAAUCAGCUACAGAGGUAGAAUUUAUGGCUGCUAAAGAUAUGUUAUCAAAUGUGUCAGAAACUCCAUAUCAAACGGAACAACUUGUAACUGAGACAGCGACAAUUUUAGAAUCUGUCACUAAAAAAGAAAAUGUUGAUAUACCUACAGUAGUUUCAGAGCCUUACAUUGACACAAAUGCUUGCAUGUUAAGUCCAACAAUAUUGGAAACUUCAACCGCUAUUUCAGAAGAAAUUACAGCAUUAAUACCCACAGCUACAGAAACUACAAUUGACAAACUUGAGAUAAAAUCUUCUACAGUACUAGAAGAGCCUGCUGUUCUAGUUGUUACAGAGCAAGUUGCAGCGGAAUCUGUAAAAAUCUUAGAAACAACUGCUAAAGUAAAAGAAGAGAAAAAACCAGCGGAUUUGGCUACUUUAGACAUCGUUCACGUAGCUAUUGAGGAAACUCCUGAUAUUUUAGAAAGUACUAAGGAUAUUCCCGAGAAAGACCAUUUGGUAGAGUCGACUGUUAUAGAGAAUUCGUUUAAUAAUGAAGAAGUGUUGGUAAAAUUACCUGACGUUAUACAAACUGCUGCUAAUUUGGAACUACAAGCAGAAAUAAGUACAUGUGAAAUGACUGAAAUAACCACAGAAUGGUCAGAAAGCUUGUCUGCCACAGAACCUACAAUUACAAUAGAACAAGAACAAUCAGUUAAACAUUCUGAAGCUUUAGUAAUAGAAACGCCAGAUAUUUUAGAAACAACUGCUGAUGUACCUAAGAAUGAAGGUCCACAAGAAACACCCAUAAUCAUGGAAAAUACUAUAGAAACAGAACCAAUUUCAGUAGAAUUAGUUACUAUCUUACAAUCCACGCAAGAAUUAGACAAAAUAGAAGCUGAUAAAAUGCAAGCUAUUAUAGAGUCGUCAAAUAGUUUAUUAGAAAAAACAUUAACAAAUGAAACACACAACUUUACGGAGCCAAUUCUAGAUAAACAACUUUGUACAGAGGAAUUGCAAAAUACUGCAGAAAAUUUAACUGAUAUGGAGUUGUCAGCUAUUGUGUCAACCUUUGAGGUUGCAGAAAAAUUAAGUGAUCCACUAGACACGUUGAUUGCAGUAGAAACACUAGCUAUAACAGACAUUAAUUCAGAACAAGUUACAGUAGAACCUACUACGGUAUCUACUAUGGAUACAGAUAAAGUAAUCGUAAUGGAAACAACUGUUUUAGAGACAACAAAUGAAUUGGUGGAUAACGGGUCGUUGAUAGAGAUGCCCAAUACCACGGAAUGCAGUAUAAUUACAGAGCCAACCACAGUAGAUACACCUACCGUAUUAGAAUCUGUAAGGGAUUUGGAAAAAUUGAAUGUAACUGAAACAACUGUUGCUGUUGAAGCAAGCUCUGAUUUGAAUCAGGCUACUAUUACAGAAACUCCAACUAUGGUACACUCAGAUGUAUUAGAACUUGCUAUGGAAUCUACUAUGGAUACGGAUAAAGUGAUCGUAAUGGAAACAGCUGUUUCAGAAACAACAAAUGAAUUGGUGGAUAACGUGCCGUUGAUGGAGAUACACAAUACCAUGGAAAACAGUAUAAUUACAGAACAGAUUAUGGUAGAUACACCUACUGCAUUAGAAUCUGUAAGUGAUUUGGAAAAGUUGGAUGUGACUGAAACUACUGAUGCUGUUGAAGCAAGCACUGAUUUGAUACAGGCUCCUAUUACAGAAACCCCGACUAUGGUAUAUUCAGAUGUAGUAGAACCUACUACCGAAUCUACUAUGGAUACAGAUAAAGUGGUCGUAAUGGAAACAACUGUUUUAGAGACAACAAAUGAAUUGGUGGAUAACGGGUCGUUGAUAGAGAUGCUCAAUACCACGGAAUGCAGUAUAAUUACAGAGCCAACCACAGUAGAUACACCUACUGUAUUAGAAUCUAUAAGGGAUUUGGAAAAAUUUGAUGUAACUGAAACAACUGUUGCUGUUGAAGCAAGCUCUGAUUUGAAUCAGGCUACUAUUACACAAACUCCAACUAUGGUUCAUUCAGGUGUAGUAUUAGAAUCUACUAUGGAUACGGAUAAAGGGAUCGUAAUGGAAACAGCUGUUUUAGAAACAACAAAUGAAUUGGUAGAUAACGUGCCGUUGAUGGAGAUACACAAUACCAUGGAAAGCAGUAUAAUUACAGAACAGAUUAUAGUAGAUACACCUACUGCAUUAGAAUCUGUAAGUGAUUUGGAAAAGUUGGAUGAGACUGAAACUACUGAUGCUGUUGAAGUAAGCACUCAUUUAAUACAGGCCACUAUUACAGAAACCCCGACUAUGGUGCAUUCAGAUGUAGUAGAACCUACUACCGAAUCUACUAUGGAUACAGAUAAAGUGAUCGUAAUGGAAACAACUGUUUUAGAGACAACAAAUGAAUUGGUGGAUAACGGGUCGUUGACGGAGACGCCCAAUAGCACGGAAUGCAGUAUAAUUACAGAGUCAACAACAGUAGAUACACCUACCGUAUUAGAAUCUGUAAGUGAUUUGGAAAAAAUGGAUGUAACUGAAACAACUAAUGUUGUUGAAGCAAGCUCUGAUUUGAAUCAGGCUACUAUUACAGAAACUCCAACUAUGGUACAUUCAGAUGUAGUAGAAUCUACUAUGGAUACGGAUAAAGGGAUCGUAAUGGAAACAGCUGUUUUAGAAACAACAAAUGAAUUGGUGGAUAACGUGCCGUUGAUGGAGAUACACAAUACCAUGGAAAGCAGUAUAAUUACAGAACAGAUUAUAGUAGAUACACCUACUGCAUUAGAAUCUGUAAGUGAUUUGGAAAAGUUAGAUGUGACUGAAACUACUAAUGCUGUUGAAGCAAGCACCGAUUUGAUACAGGCUACUAUUACAGAAACCCCAACCAUGGGACAUUCAGAUGUAGUAGAACCUACUACCGAAUCUACUAUGGAUACAGAUAAAGUGAUCGUAAUGGAAACAGCUGUUUUAGAAACAACAAAUGAAUUGGUGGAUAACGUGCCGUUGAUGGAGAUACACAAUACCAUGGAAAGCAGUAUAAUUACAGAACAGAUUAUAGUAGAUACACCUACUGCAUUAGAAUCUGUAAGUGAUUUGGAAAAGUUACAUGUGACUGAAACUACUAAUGCUGUUGAAGCAAGCACCGAUUUGAUACAGGCUACUAUUACAGAAACCCCAACUAUGGUACAUUCAGAUGUAGUAGAACCUACUACCGAAUCUACUAUAGAUACAGAUAAAGUGAUCGUAAUGGAUACAACUGUUUUAGAGACAACAAAUGAAUUGGUGGAUAACGGGUCGUUGACGGAGACGCCCAAUACCACGGAAUGCAGUAUAAUUACAGAGUCAACAACAGUAGAUACACCUACCGUAUUAGAAUCUAUAAAGGAUUUGGAAAAAUUGGAUGUAACUGAAACAACUGUUGCUGUUGAAGCAAGCUCUGAUUUGAAUCAGGCUACUAUUACAGAAACUCCAACUAUGGUACAUUCAGAUGUAGUAUUAGAAUCUACUAUGGAUACGGAUAAAGGGAUCGUAAUGGAAACAGCUGUUUUAGAAACAACAAAUGAAUUGGUAGAUAACGUGCCGUUGAUGGAGAUACACAAUAUCACGGAAAGCAGUAUAAUUACAGAACAGAUUAUAGUAGAUACACCUACUGCAUUCGAAUCUGUAAGUGAUUUGGAAACGUUGGAUGUGACUAAAACUACUGAUGCUGUUGAAUCAAGCACUGAUUUGACACAGGCUACUAUUACAGAAACUCCGACCAUGGUAUAUUCAGUUGUUGAAGAAAUAAUGAAUGAUUACGAAUUAUCUAAUGUCAAACGAACUGUUAAAGAUUCAAUUCAAGAAGCUGUCAAAAAAACCUUUGAAAUUACGGAAACAGCAACAGAUUUUCAAGAAAAAGUUUCAGUAAUCAACACACCUACUUUGACGGACAUACCUGCUGAUGCAGAACGAGUAUUUACAACCUCAGUUCUAAUUUUACAAUCUCCUAUAGUAACCGACGAUGCUGUUAUGGAUAUUACAGAUGUCUUGGAAGCAACCUCUGUUAUGCUAGAAAAUGUAGUUUCAGUUGAAUCCGAAAGUAUUACUGAUGGAAAUAUUAAUAUGGAGCAGAUUAUAGUUGAAUCACCCAUUAUUUUACAAUCAGUUCCUGAUAUGGAAGAAAUAGCUACGUUAGCACAACCUAAUGUGGUAGAAACAUCACUUGAUUUGAUACACAAAGUCUCUAUCAAUGAAACUCCUUCUGUCUUAGACAAUGAAUUGACAAAUGAAAAUAUAUCUGAUAUCAAACAAUCUGUUACUGAUUUGAUACAAGAAGCUAUUGAGCAAGCAUGUCAUAUAACAAAAACGACAACGGAUGUACUACAAAAAGUUUCUGAAGAGACACCGGCUGUGAUAGACUCCACAUCUGUGUUGAAAUCUCCUAUGGAAUCGGAGCAUGUUGUUGCACCAGAAACUCUAGAUGUCCUAGAAACAACCACGAGUCUGUUAGAAAAUGUGACUGAAGUCGAACCUCAGACACUUGCAGCUAGCAAAAUAAACGAAAAGCAAAUUGUAGUGGAAUCACCGACUGUGUUACUAUCCACAACUGAUUUAGUAAAAAUAGAUGAUAUAGAAGCAUUUAACGCCACUAUUACGUCAACAGAUAUGUUUGAAAACGUGUCUAUCAUGGAACCACUAUCCAUCUUAGAACCUAUCGAGGAACAAUUAGUGCUAGAUGCAGCAAUCUUGGAAUCGGCAGUAGUAACAGAAGAGAGUCUUGACAAACAACAAGCUGACAGCGAGACUACAAUUAUUGUUAAUGAUACUUUGAGUAUAGAUACUAGUAGCGCGGCAACUGCGAAACUUAUUGAAGAACCAUUAGAAUCAGUUACGAUUUCACAACAAACAACAGACACUUUGAAAACCGCUGAUUUUCAACAGGAAUUAACUGUACCGGAAGAAAUCAGUGAAACCCGGUCAGAAGAGGAUAUCCAAAAACCAAUUGAAACGGCCACUCUUGUUCAACACAUAGACGAGCUAACUUCAGCUUCUAUAGCUAAAACCGUCGAGGUUCUCUCGAAAGUCAUUGAUGUCAGUGAACUCAAAGAGUCAAUAGCGGUUGCGAAUGAAUUAAAGGACAGUUUUAUUGAAGUUGAGAAAGCCAAAGCAGAAGAAGUUUCAAAAGAACAAGCCAAAUUGGUUGAAAAACUUCAAGGAGCUUUAGAAGCUUUUCAAACUAUUGUUAUAGAAAAUACUGAAAAUAUUGCUCAAAAUUUGGAUGUAAACGAAUGGGCCAAAGUAAGCGAAGUUGUAACACAUUUACAAGAUGAUUUGGCUAGAGCAACUAUUACGGAACCAACGACAGAAAUGGCAGGAGAAUCAAUGCACCACCUCGAAACCUUACUCCAAGAGGUCACCGACAAAAUCGGAACCACGGAGCGAUCUUCAGACGACACAGAAUCAUUACGUGAUAAUCUCGACGAGAUCCAAACCGUUAUCAUUAAGCUGAAGAGAGAUUAUGAUGGUGCAUCGAAUGACACGCUCAAUGAAACUCUAGAGGAUUUAGAGUGCAGUGUGAGGAGUGUCCAACUGCAGAUCACUGAGGACAGCCCACCGGAGCUGUUGCAAGAAGCUUGUGCAACAUUACAAUUGUUGGUUAAUAACAUGAGUGCUACAGAGGAUAUUACAGGUACCGUAGUAAAGGAAGUGAAAACAGAUAGUUUACUAGAAAAAUGUUCUGAUGAAACUGAGGCAACGGUAAAGUUACUAAACAUUGCAAUUGAAAAUAAAGAUUUGAGAAAAAUAGUGGAAAACCUUAAUAUUCUUAGAGAUAUCAUGCAACUUCUCAGAAACAAUUUCCUAAAAGACGCAGACACUUUAAUUGACAAAGGCGUUGAAGUCAUACAAAGUUUAGAUCAGGUAGAAGAGAAAGUGUUUGCUUUAGAAAAAGAUAUAGUUGAUAUACCAGAAGCGGUAAAAGAGAGUAUAUUUAAUGCGGUACAUUCUGUAUAUGGCAGUAUAUCUAACAUGAGGAGUACUGUUCAAAGUAUACAGAAGAGAUACAUGCAUGACAACUACGGCAAACCAUCUGAAAGUAUUUUGAAAGCAAUAAAGAAUGUACAAAAUAAGGACUACAAAAACUUUUCGAAGUCCCUUCGAAAAGUUCUGAAUCACUUUGAAGAUAUCAAGUUUUAUAUUAACUUGGAUAAAACUGCAAGAUUACCGAGUGACGCUGCAUUUACCAAAAUUAUUCUUAAUGAAUUAAAGUUAACUAUUAAUGAAACUGUUAAACCACAUUCCAUAUCCAGUCCAGAGGUUGCUAUAACUGUCUUAACAGCUAUUAAACGCAUAGAAUCAAAUCUUAAUAAGAUAGAGUCCUUGACUACUUUAGAAGUAAAACAAAAAAUACCAAUUUUUAAAGAAAUAGCAACACUUCUACUAAAAAUGACUGAUGCAAUUGCUAAAUCUUCUGAGAAAGAAGAUAUUGUUUUAGAAGACAGCGCAGAUGUUAAAACUGAUGUUGAAACUCACGAAAAAGUUGAAGUAACACAAUCGAAUGACCUAGAAGAUAAUAAAUUGGCUGACACUGUGCAAUUAUUAGAAAGUACUACAGAAGAAUUAAAGGUUUUAGAUCAGCAAAUAGAUCAUUCGGCAAUUAGAAAUGAAGCGGAAGCUCUAGUAAGUGAAACAAUUGACUCCUCAAGUGAGUUAAAAAUGACUGCGGAAAUAGUCACCGAAGCAAAGACAGAUACCACAACAACAGAUAAAAUUACUACGGAGGAAAGUAUCGAUGAAAACCUCAAAGAGGUUUCAAAAGACAGCGAACAGGAAGAUACUGCAACUCUGGCAAGUAAAGGCGAAAAACCUCAAAAAGCUGAUCUUUCUGUAAAACAAGAGUUGACGCCGACAGUUGAGCCUCAGCCAAGUACAUCAAAACAGGAAGACAUGGAAUCAGUAUUAUCAAUCGGUAAAGAAGAACCAAGUGUAAAACAAGAACCGGCUGCUAGUUUUGAAUCAAGUGAAAAUAAAACUCAACAAGCCAGUCUUAAGGUGGACGAAAGCAUAAAGAAAGACCAUUUGGAAGAGAUUCUGAAACCAGAAGAUAAGGGAAUCAAAAUAGAACAAAAGGCAGAUGUGUUAGACAAGAAAGAAGAAGAACCAAAAGCAGAAACACAAGAACCAGUAAUAUCUAAAAAGAUCAAAAGCUUAAAGCCAAAGAAAGACGAAGAAACGCAAACAGAUGAUGAAGAAGAGGUAAUAAAAGAUUUAACCAAGAAAGCCCAAGAGACAAAAAUACAAAAGUCGAAAACAGAUCAAGAUGUCGAAAAAGCUUCGUCUGAAGAAGCACCUGAUUCCGAGCUACAGGUGAGCACCUUGGACAAAUUAAAAGAUAUAGAAGUCUCUAUUAAAAACGAACAAGAGGAUAUUAAAGGUUUUCUUCAAGAACAUAAACCAAUCACAGAAAACGAGGAGGUUGUAGUAAAGCAAAAGUCCGAACAAGAAGAAAAAGACAAUAAGGUAGGAUUAUUACAAGAAGAACAAUUGAAAAAUCAGAAAGAUAAUAUUUCAGCUCAGGAAGAACGAGAAACACAACAGGAUAAGGAAGAAACACAGAAGAAAGUUGACAUUGUAGCUCAAAAAGAAGUAAAAGAUAGUGAGCUUAAGGAAUCACUAGAAAAGAAAGCUUCAGCUUCAGCUUCAGAAGAAGAAAAAGAGCCUAAUUUUAAAGAAGACCAACAAAGCAAAGAGUUUGAGCAGAUAGAAGAGAGGAUUCAACCAGCACAGGUAGUUAAAGAAACUACUUCCAAAGAAGAAACAAGAGAAGAUUUAAAAGCAGAAGAAAGGAAAACCUUGCACGAAGAAUUUAGAGAAACGGACACUAAGAUAGAACAGGAAAACAAAGAAGCUAAGGAUGAAUUAGAUAAAGUUGAUCAUGCUAAACCUAAAGAAAUGAAAGGUAUGCAAACUGAGGAACAAGAAGUAGAUAAGGCUGACCUUGACAAACAAGAUGAAAAAGAAGCAAAAUUGAAACAAAUAGCAGAAGCAAAAGAGACUCUGCUUAAGAAACAAGAAGAAGAAGAAGAAGCUAAACUUAAGGCAAAACAAGAAAAGAAAGAAGCUAAGCUUAAAAAAAUACAAGAAGACAAAGAUGCUAAGCUUAAAAAAGAACAGGAACAAAAAGAUGCUAAAGUUAAACAAGAACAAAAAGAGAAUGAAGCGCGACUUAAACGAGAGCAAGAUGAAAAGGAAGCAAAGCUUAGGACCGAAGAAGAAGAAGAACAAAAGCAGGCCACAAUUAAGAAAGAACAAGAGAAAAUUGAUGCUAAACUUAAACAAGAAGAAAAAGACGCUCAGCCUACAGAAGAGCAUGGAAACACUGAAGUGAGCCUUAGGAAAGAGCAAGAAAAUAAAGAAGCUACACUCAAACAGAAACAAGAGAGAGAUGAAAAGACUGAAUUACGAGAAGACAAACUUAAGGAAAAACAAGAGGAUCAUGAGGCUACUCCGAAACAGAGACAGCACGGGCAUGUAACUGACCUUAAGUCCGAAGGAUCAGAAGAGGCUAAGCUCAAGAAAGAACACGAAGAAAAUAUUAAAAUUGAACAAGAAAGUGAUGAAACUUCUGUUCAAAAAGAAAUGAAGGAGCAAAACGAAAAGCUCCAAAUAGAAGAAGAGAUAAGAGAUGAUAAACUCAAGAAAGAACAGGAGGAAAAAGAUUCCGUGGUUAAAGCAGAACAAGAAACAAUUGAAGCUGCUGUCAAAAAAGACAUGAAGGAGAAACAAACCGAGCCAAAACUAAAAGAGAAAGAAGAAAAAGAGGCUAAGCUCAAAAGAGAACAGGACGAGAUAGCUAAAAUUGAACAAGAAAAGAAUGAGGCUGUUGUCAGGAAAGAAAAGGAGGAGCAAGAAGCUAAGCUUAAAGUAGAGGAAGAAAAGAAAGAGGCUAACCUCAAAAAAGAACAAAAGAAAAAAGAUGCAAUGGUUAAAGCGGAAGAAGAUGGUAAGCUGACAAAAGAAUUAGAAGAACAUGAUGCUAAACCCAAAGAAGAUCAAGAAAAGGAAGAAGCUUCUCUUAAGAACGAAGUGAUGAAAAAGGAAAGUCAGCUUAAACAAGUAAACGAAGCACAAGAAUCACUUAAUAAAGAUACACAGGAGAAAAUGCCUGGCCUCAAAGAAGAGCAAAAGACGAGAGAUGAGCAGAAUCAGGUAAUAAAGGAGGAGAAAGAGUGUAUUCUCGAAAAGAAGGAUGAUUCUGAGCGUGAAGCAGCUCAGGAUAACACAGAAGCCAAGGUUGAGGAUCAAAUACAUAAAGAUACAUUGCUUCAAGAAAAAACAGAAACAAGAAAGGGAGAAGCUGAACUUAAAACACAGGAAAAAGAGAAGGAUAUCACGUCUGAAACGGAUCAAGAGAAAAGAGAUGCUAUACUGAAGCAAGAAGAAAGAGAGGCACAGCUUAAGAACGAUCAGGAGGAAAAUGACGCCAAUCUUAGGACCGAAGAAGAAGAAAAACAGGCUAGGCUUAGAAAAGAACAAGAAGAAUAUGUUUCAAAAUUAAAGAAAGAACAGGAAGAGAAAGAGGUUCAGAUCAAGAAAGACCAAGAGGAAAGAGAAGCUCAACUCAAGAAAGAACAAGAAGAGCAAGAAAUAAAACUGAAACAAAUACAAGAAGCUAAAGAGGCUUUACUUAAGAAACAAGAAGAAGAAAAAGAAGCUAAACUUAAGGCAAAACAAGAGAAGAAAGACGCCAAGCUUAAAAAAAUACAAGAAGACAAAAUAGCUAAGAUUAAAAAGGAACAAGAAGAAAAAGAUGCUAAACUUAAACAAGAACAGGAAGAGAAAGAGGCGCAACUCAAAAAAGAAGCGGAAGCUAAACUUAAGGCUGAACAAGAGGAGAAAGAAGCAGUCAUUAAAGAACAAGAACAAAUAAAAGCUAAGAUUAAGAAAGAACAAGAGGAAAAAGAAGCUAAACUUAAGUUCGAGGAAGAAAAGAAAGAAGCUUCCCUUAAGAAAGAACGAGAGGAGAAGGAAGCUAAGCUUAAAGCAGAAAAAGAAGAAAAUGAGGCGAAGCUUAGGAAAGAACAACAUGAAAAGGAUGCUAAACUUAAGUUAGAGGAAGAAAAGAAAGAAGCUACUCUUAAAGCAGAACAAGAAGAAAAGGAUGCUAAGCUCAAAAAGGAACAGGCGGACAAGGAUGCUAAACUUAAAGCGGAGGAGGAAAAGAAAGAAGCUACUCUUAAGAAUGAACGAGAGGAGAAGGAAGCUAAGCUUAAAGCAGAACAAGAAGAAAAGGAUGCUAAGCUCAAAAAGGAACAGGCGGACAAGGAUGCUAAACUUAAAGCGGAGGAUGAAAAGAAAGAAGCUUCUCGUAAGAAAGAACAAGAGGAGAAGGAAAUUAAGCUUAAAGCAGAAAAAGAAGUAAAGGAUGCUAAGCUUAAAAAGGAACAAGCGGAAAAUGAUGCCAAAAUUAAAGUAGAGGAAGAAAGGAAAGACGCUGCUCUGAAGAAAGAACAAGAAGAGAAGGAAGCAGAACAAACACAGAAAGAGGCUCAGCUCAAAAAGGAAAAGGAGGAAAAUGAUGCUAGUCUUAAAUUAGAACUAGAAUUGAGAGAAGCAAAACUUAAGAAAGAACAAGAAGAAGAGGAUGCGAAACUGAAAGCAAAACUAGAACGGAAGAAAGCUAAGCUAGAAAAAAUACAAAAAGAUAAAGAGGCAAAGCUCAAGAAGGAACAAGAAGAAAAGGAUGCUAAACUUAAGCAAGAACAAGAGGAGAGGGAGGUUGAGCUUAAAAAAGAACGAGACGAAAAGGAAGCCUUAUUAAAGCCGGAACAAGAAGAGAAAACAGCAACGGUUAAGAAAAACAAAGAGGAACAAGAAGACAAAGUAAUAAAAGAACAAAAGGAGGAAACUAAAGUCAAAAAAGAAAAAUCCGAAACAGAAAAACUUAACGAAAAACGCACGGAAAAGAAACGUGAAAAAAUGGAAGAAGAGAACACUAUUAAAAUGGGUACUAAAACUGCCCAAGAAGAGAUCGAUGAGAGAUCUAAAAUCGAAAAAGAUAUAAACAAGAGAAAAGCGAGUGCUUCCAAAGAUGACGAAAAACCGAUGCUCUCGGACACAUACAAGACAAAGGAUGAAAAGUUGAAAAAAGGUGAAAGUGAAAUCGAUAUUCAAAGGAAAAGAAGGACUUCGAUCGACAAGGAUAAGGGAGAGACUAGAACCAGAGACACUCGUCGUGAAAAUGGGGAUAUGUAUAGAGAAUCACAGAGAGGUGAUAUUAGCUCGUACAGAGAGAGGAAAGUAGACAGUAGGUUUAAAUCAGACUCACAUCAACAAAGGCAUGAUGAAAAGCGUACAUUUGUAGACUAUAGCGCCAAAGACUAUACCUCAGAAACUCGCUUACAAUAUCACAGAGAUGAUGAGAAACGUAGAUUCGUCGAUCAUAGUUCUAGAGACUACACCUCCGAGUUUGCAAGACCAUCUAGCUACAGAGAAAAAACUUAUGAACCUGAUAAUUUCCAUCUCGACACAGUUGGUAAAGGGAUGACUAUAUACAAAGCACAAAAUUUAGUGUUAGAUGCAGAACUACGUUCAGGACCUCUUCCAGAUUUGCGUUCAUCUGUACCCCGUCUUGAUUCUCGAAGAAGCGAACCUACAGACAGAAGAACAGACUUGAAACACAAAACGAAAGCAGUUAGUGAAGCAAGAAGUGUUUUAUCAGAAAAACGCUCAAGCAUGCCUCGAGAUGUGAGAAGAAAGCCCGUGUUUUCUACUUAUUUGACUGACAGAACUGCCGUGGAAGGCUCUAGAGUGAAAUUAACAUGUAGCGUUCUUUCGUCCGCCGAACCUUCCAUCACUUGGUACAAAAAUGGCGUGAUGAUUGAUAAUAAACUAAAGUAUAGAACCAAGUUUGUAGAUGGUCUUGUUACUUUGGAAGUUCUGAAUGCAGUACCAGCGGAUUCGGCAGAAUAUAACUGUACGGUGGAGAACGAGAAUGGAUCCGUCAGUAGUACGGCUACUUUGAAAGUGUAUCCCAGUUUCGAGGCGUCGCCGAUACCGCCGACUUUCACAAGAUCAAUCAGAGACACGUACCACCUCGCCGAAAACGAGCUGGUCCUGGAAUGCCGCAUCCGCGGACAGCCGCUCCCCACCAUAACCUGGCUGAAAGACGACCGACCAAUCACCGACGACCGUUACCAGGCCUACUACCUCGCCGACGGAGUCUGCCGGAUAGCUAUAAGUCAUCCGAUACCGGAGGAUAGCGGGAAAUAUACAUGUAAAGCGGAGAGUUCAGUCUGGUGCGAUCAGAUCACGCAUGUCGUCAGUUUCACUGGUAAACAGACUCGUCUAAGCCCCAACAUCCAGACAAUCGAGCGUUCCCGCUUCACACGCCAAGCCAUGGAGUCCCGCCGUCCCCAUUUCACCAACGUACUCACCGACUACAAAGUUUCUCGAGGGGGCACGAUAGGCCUCCAAGUCGAAAUCCGAGGAUGCCCUACAAGAGUUGAAUGGCUCAGAGAAGGGAAAUCUGUCACAGAUGUGUACAGACACGCUAAGACUUAUGUGGAGCAAGGAUUAUAUACGCUAGCUUUGUCUGAUGUCACCGAAAAGGAGACGGGUCUGUAUACGUGCAGAGCGUGGAGUACGCAUGGGAAUGUGGAUAUGAAUGCAGCGAUAACAGUGGUGCAUUCUGAAUCAGAUGGAAAACCGGCUAUCAUUGUUGGGAGACCUGAAAAGGAUGUGUUGAUAUCGGUGGGAGAGGAUUUGAAUAUUUCUUUUAGGGUGCAAGGGGAACCGAAGCCUAAAGUUGUCUUCAUGAAAGGCACCCGCGACAUCACCAACAGCCAACGAGUCUGCAAAAUGACGUCCGAUGACUACGUCAAGUUUACCGUCAAGAGGUCCGUGGUGUCCGAUGCUGGCACGUACUGCAUAUUCGCGAGGAACGCGUACGGGUGUGAUCGCGCGUUUGUCACAGUUGUGGUCCGACAGAGAGCGUCGUCAGAGAACCUGAUUUCAGACUGGACGUAUCCGUUGGAUGACUCCGCCAUUUCUUACGGCAGUCGGAAUUAUGACACCGUGCCUCGUAUACCGAGCGAGCCCAGUGUCGUGGACGGUGGAAACAACUGGGUGUCGCUAGCCUGGCCGAAACCGGACACGACCACCCCUGUCCUUGCUUAUAAAGUUGAGAGCUGGUUGCUUGGCAAGGAAGGAGGCGCGCGAUGGCUUGAGCUGGGAAUAACCCCAAGAAAUUGCUUCGAUGUGUUCAACUUAAAGCAAGGAGAGCAUUAUCACUUUAGAGUGACUUUAAGAAAUCGCUACGGCUGGGGUGAAUCCGUACAAACUUCAACGCCAAUAGGAAUUGGCUUGACUGGCGACCGUCCCGAGUUUGUAGACAUACUACCAGGACAAUUGAAAGUCCUCAUUGGAACGACGGCGAACUUAAGUUGUAGCGUUAAAGGCAAGCCUGUACCCGAGGUUGUUUGGAUGAGGAAUGGUCAGGAGAUCGAAGACGAGCGAAUGAAGGCUUCGUUCAACGGGUACGAAUGUAGUCUGGUGAUCAGUGAUGUCAGGGAGGAGGAUGAGGCCAGGUACAGCUGCGAGGCCGGCAACGAGCACGGCCGGUCGUCGACGUACGCUCGGAUGUCAGUCGUUACGGACAAACUGCUGUGGGAAGCUGAUGCGAAACUGAAAAGAGAGCGCUCCUCCGACGUAUCCGGCGACUAUCCUCCUCAGUUCACGAUGCGGCUCCGUGACCGGCGCGUGCAGGCGACGUAUCCGGUCCGACUCACAUGUCAGGUCGUCGGGUGUCCGACGCCGAGCAUCACCUGGUAUAAGGACGGCGAGGAGGUGUAUAAAGACAAUCGCCAUACGCACUUCAAAGAUGAGCUAUUCCACACACUAGAGAUCGCGCCGUGCACGUUAGAGGACGGCGGCGUGUACUCGUGCACGGCACGGAACUCAAGCGGCGCGGUGUCGUGCCGGUGCAGUCUCGUGGUCGAUAAGGGGAUCCGCGCGUACGUGGCGCCCGAGCUUUGCUGCGGCUUGGAGCCGCUUUAUAGGCUCCGGGAAGGUGAUGAACUCAGAAUAACAGCCGUAGUAGAAGCGUACCCAUCAGUCGGUGUGACCUGGUACCGCGACGGCAUCCGUCUCCGUCCCUCCCGCCGGGCGGUCAUGACACUAGACAGAGACGGACAGAUAGAGCUGGCUCUGGCGUCGGUGACGGCGCGGGACGCGGGGGUUUAUACGUGCACAGCGGCCAAUGAAGUUGGGAGUGCGUCUACAUCGGGAAAGGUGGAGGUUAUAGAGGGACCAGUGGUUGAGAAAAGGGCACCGCCGACACUGGUUGGUCCAGACGUUCCGUAUUCCAAAGAGCCCAUGUUCAUCCGAAAGCCGCGGUCUAGCGAGGCCUACGAGGGCGACACCGUCAUCAUAGAGUGCGAGGUCACGGGAGACCCCAAACCUGAUGUCUACUGGUUGCGAGACUUCCUCAAGCCCGAUUACUACCGCGACGCGAGCCACUUCAAACGAGUAGGCGCCGGCCCAGAGUACAGAUUUGAGAUCCCACACGCCAAACUAGACUACACUGGCGCCUAUUCUGUCGUCGCUAGGAACGUCCAUGGGGAAGCUAAAGCUAUUAUUUCUCUGCAAAUCUUGGCUAAAGAUCUCACGUCAGGGGAUGAUUCUCACAAUGUCACAUACGGCCGUGUGGACGUCAUACCCCGCUUCGAGCGGAACCUCAACGAUCUGUUGAGCUACGAUGGUGACGCUGUUGAGUUCGAGUGUCGAGUCAGCGGGCAUCCCGAGCCUGACAUCAGGUGGUACCACUACGCUGAGUUGAUCCGCGACUGCCCCUACCUGGAGUGCACGUUCGAUUCCGGCGCCGCCAGGCUGAAGAUCAAGCAAGUUACGGCCGAUGACGAAGGCACUUACACUUGCGAGGCCUAUAAUAACCUUGGCAAGGCGUCUACUAGCGCUUGUCUAGUCGUGUACCCGCCCGGCGAACCGAACACGCUAUCAGCGCGCCUGCGCCGGCCGCUCUCCGCCGCCUCCACCCCCCGCUCCACACCCCGCUCCACACCCCGCUCCACACCCGCACGGUCGCUCUCCAGGACGACUACCCCCGCACCCGACAUGAAGCGGCUAUCCAGCCCGACGCGCCAAACGGCGCCCAGUUUCUACACAUAUCCCUUCAACAAGGUCGUCGAGGAGGGUGAAACGGUCGUCUUCCAAUGCGCCGUAAGAGGCCUCCCCUCCCCCUGGGCCACGUGGGACAAGGACGGGGUUAUAGUUACCCCCUCCUCUCGCAUCACGAUCAAAGAAAAAGACGAGAUAAGGAAGCUUGAAAUCGAACAUGUAACAAUUGAAGACGUAGGCUUAUACAGAAUCAGUAUUGAGAAUGACUACGGAAGAGCGGAAGGCACAGCGAGGCUUGAAGUUAUAACGCAGAAGGGGAAAUUCCACGCUGGCGUCAGGGCGUACAGCGCGUCGCCGCGACGCUUGGCGCCAUAUAGGAAAAGGAGCACAUCUAUAUCGAAAGACUGAGCUCGGAAUUGAAACGGAGCUGCGAGUGUUUUUUUUUUCAAUUAUUUAUCUGUGCAUUUUACUUUUAAUUGACUUUUCGUACGGUCAGUCAGUCAAGACCUCGAAGUUCAAGCAUGUUAUUUGACAGUGAACUGUUUACUGGCGAAAAUAAGUUUAUUUUAUUUUAUUUGUUUGUUAUUGGUUUGUAUUUAAUUUACGUUAUACUAUUAUUUUCCCUCUCGUGUAUGAGGGGAGGGCUGGGUUGUGCCAAGCAGUGGGACGUGUAUAGGCUGAAUUGUUUAUUAUUAUACUAUUAUUUAUUGAUUUUGCUUGAGUUUUGAUGAAUUCUGGUCACUGGCCGCAUACGAAGUGGAAAAAUGUUAAGUUUUUGUUUUACUUGUUAGGUUGUGUUUAUCGCUACACACAUUUUCGUCAAUUUCCUAUCGUAUAAUUUCAGCUAACGUAAAAUUUGUAUAAUCUAUUAUUAAUAUUACUGUGAAAUAAAGUUACUACAUAUUGAAACAGCAAUUUUAUUAAAGAGUAUAUAGGCAUCAAUUUGCGGUGAUUUGAUAACCUCAAUAAGUAUAUUCUAUUAUUCAUCAAUCGGACAUAAUCAUAAAAUGAUGAUAGAUAAUCUUAUUCGUCAUUAUCGGUUCAGAUUAGAUUAUUAAAAUUUAACGGGAGGAAAAAUUGACAAACCGAAGUACCGUUUUGAUUAGACUACACGUAUGGCUUAGAUGUAUUGUGUGAAGUGACGUUCCUGACUAUAGCUUAUUAUUAUUAUUUUUAAUAGAUACAUGUUUUGCCAAUCCAAAGUUCGAUGCGCACGUAAACACCGAUGUUUACGUAAAUAUUUACAUAAAAAAUAGAUAAUUUAUUUUGGGGUAAGUAUACCAAUUAGACAUUAUACUU
Cydia strobilella is the source of this 28589-nucleotide messenger RNA. Its product is annotated as titin homolog. Gene Ontology annotation, cellular component: neuronal cell body; plasma membrane; axon. The coding region runs from base 9 to 27698 and encodes 9229 amino acids. The record is from RefSeq and is a predicted model, not a curated record. The transcript has 37 exons. Gene Ontology annotation, biological process: synapse organization; homophilic cell-cell adhesion. Lineage: Eukaryota; Metazoa; Arthropoda; Insecta; Lepidoptera; Tortricidae. Gene Ontology annotation, molecular function: protein binding; axon guidance receptor activity.